GUGUGGGAGAGGUGGCAUCUACAGUUUACGGAAGCAAGAUGACUUGUCUAGCUUUAGCUGGAACAACAAAACUUGGCUUUCCUGCACUUGUGAUCAGCCCCUGCAGACGCACAGGAAGAAAACGGCUGACUACAAAGACGCAAGGGAUGCCUCAGUCUGAGAGAGAGAGUGGGAGAGAAUAUGAACAUCAGCCAACUUUGAAAGAAGAACGUGAUGCAUCUCCUCCUCGCUUAAACAACUGUUCUUCACUCCCAUGUGAUGGUCAUUGUUCUUCUGAGGGAGCUGGUGAUGAAGAACGGAUGCAGUUUUUGCAGCUUGUGUUUCAGAAUUCUCGAGUCGGUCAGAUCAGACCGUCAGUUCUCCGCUCUACAGCUUUCCUGCUUCAGGCAAAUGAGAGCAACCAAACAGCAAUGAGCAGAAGAAAAGACACGAGUCACAGUGCACAGAUUUCCAUCCAAGCUGUUCCAUCCAGCCUCGUCCAAACAGAGAUGGAGAGUUCUAGCUCUCUUUUUGUAAACGGACAAUGCCGUUGGCCUGGCUGUGAUGAAGUCUUUGCAGGGUAUUCUCUAUUUCUUAGACACCUAAACCGAGACCACAAAACAGGGGAGAGAACUAUGGCUCAGUGGCGAGUUCAGCAAGACCUGGUGCGUCACAUGGAGAAUCAGCUCAUUCAGGAGAAGCAGAGACUACUCGCCAUGCAGCUCCACCUUCGGCUGUUUGAGAAUAUCUCAACGCACACCGGAGGAACUUCAGGUUUGUGGAAGCCGUUGGCUCCUAAUUUUCCCCCAUUGGGCAAGCCAGAUGGCAGGACAGAGAAAGCUAAUGAAGCACCAGUACGACAGGGACACUGGCACACACCCCCACCACACCUGCUGCCAGAUUUUGUUAGCAGUGUCGAAUACUACAAAUAUGCCAAUGUACGACCUCCAUAUACGUACGCUUUCCUAAUCAGAUGGUCAAUACUGGAAGCCCCAGAAAAAGAGCGGACGCUCAAUGAGAUAUACAACUGGUUCACCCGAAUGUUCUUUUUCUUCCGUUAUAACGUCCCAACAUGGAAGAAUGCUGUGCGACACAAUCUCAGUCUUCAUAAAUGCUUUGUGAGGGUGGACGGAAGGACAGGGGCAGUUUGGACAGUAGAUGAGAAAGAGUUUCAGAAGAGAAAGGGGCAGAAAAUCAACAGGGAUUAUACUUUGAAAUGGCUGACACCCUUCCUUCAUUCUCCAUCCCAUGAUCCCUCAGAUUUAUCAAUGACAGCCGCAGAUUCUCAGUGAUAUUUCCAGUUUGCAGUUUAAACUGUUAUCCGCUUUUUAAAGGUGAAGAGUCGUUACGUUUGCAUUUAAGUAUUUAGACAAAAGAUAGCUAUGUUCAUAUUUGUUUUUUAACCAAACUGUUCUUGUCAAUCUAUUUGUAAGUCUGUCCUAUAAAAUAUGUUGUUCAUUUAUUAUCUUACCAAUUUCUAAACAAUUAUUGCAGUGUAAUUAUUUAUGCAGACAUUUUGUUUUUCAUAGACAGUAAUUUAAAUAAUCCUGUUUUAUAUAAACUCAAUUUAUUAAAAUGUUUAAAAAGGAAAUAUAGUAUUGUAGCAGUGAUAUAUACCAGAAGAGGGCAUCUGUGUGUGUAUCAGUGAAUGUGCCUGUGUGAGAAUAUAUUUGGGGUGUGGUAAUUCAGUAACAGUGCAGUCGAGGACAAAAAAGCAUCCUGGAGUGAGAAGACAAAGACAUUUAUUUUUUCAUGUUGGCAUUUCAUGAGUUUCACAUCAUACUGAUGAUGCUUAUACAGCAGUAAGUGACUCACUUGAAAUCCCACAAUAUCAUCAUCUUUUAGAUUUAUUCUGUGUCUUGUUUUUUCUCAGAUGUGAAAAUGGACUCUUUGUUUUCAGUUUUGAUUUGUUUUCAGCUUUUUACUCCGCACACACACACACACACACACACACACACACACACACACACACACACACACACACACAUGCGUGACUGCGCUGCAGUUGAGAGGAGAGUGAAUAAAUCCGCUGCAUCUGUUCCCCUGUGUGCUUCUCUGCUUUGUCUUCCAGCUUGAUGGGAACGCAUCCAUCCCUCAUGAUCCUUCAGCAUGUGCUUUUGUGUCCUCUGCUGCCCCAGGCUUUUGUUCAGCUUCACAUAUCAGUGUCACUAUACCCACAAUGGCAGUGAUUGUGGCAUUGCAUCCUAAAGAAAACCAGUAUUGGUUUGACACUUCUUCAAAUAAGAAUUUUUUUAAUUUAAAGAACUAUUUUACCUAAAAUGUUGAACUGCGUUGGUCUUUGUGAGCCUCUUACACAAUCAGAAAAAGUUAAAAGCAUUAGUAUAUUCGAACAGAACAAAUUUGAGAACUAUGGCAGCUGUGAGCAAUUGUAUUGAUUUCAGCCCUUGUAAUACAGUGCGUGUGUAUGGUUUACUGUACCUGGAGUUGUAAAAUGAAUGUAGAUUGUAUAUGCAAAAUAAUCUGGAUUAGGUUGAAUUGGAUGAGAAAUGUUUGAGUUCAAAGUGAAAUUGUAUAUAUAAUAUAUAAUAAUGUUGACAUUGUUAAAAUCUUUUCUCAAUCUUUUAUGGAGACAUUUGUGUGUUUGUUUUGUUUUUUUCCCCAUAAGAGACAUAAAGUUUCCAUUUACUCUUCAUUAAUUCUCAUUGAUAUCUUGGAGAAUUAAUUGAGAAAUUAAAAGGAGUCAUUUGUGAUUUUUCUCUUAUAGGAGAUAAGAAUGUUGUUUGUCAGUAUUGUUUAAAAUAACGUUCCUCUUAUUUUAUUACUUUAUUUUCCAAGCUGCUGUUGCAGGACUCCUCUCGGCUGCUGAUAAUUGUUUUGGUUCAACAUGGUUGUGACAAAACAUAUCAACACACAUCCAACACUCUUGCUGUUUUAUUGUUUCCGUGGCUUUGAGCCCGCAGAUAUAUCCUAAAGAAUAGGCGGUUGACACCCUCGGGGUAGAGCUCAUAGCUGGACCCUAAUUACACUCGGAGCAUUUUCUUCAGACAACACAUCUCAUUAUAUUGGCUUCUGGACAGCCUCAAAGAUUCUGACAGGUGCUUAUUAUCUGUUCUUCCUCCCCUGUUGACUUUCUGCACCAAACAGGUGUCUCAGCUCCUGUAUCCAGUGUUAUAUGACUGCUGUGUUUUCAUUACCUGAACCUGCCAUGCAGCGGAAAUAAAACAUGGUAUGUCCUUCAGGGACAGUGGUUUACUGCCACUGAAUCAUUGCGCAUUAGUGGACAGUGUACAUUUUUUAACGUUUUCUCUCUUACUCCAUAGGUGUGUGUCAGAAAAAAGUGUC
Triplophysa rosa is the source of this 3282-nucleotide messenger RNA. RefSeq names its product forkhead box P3b (gene foxp3b). Gene Ontology annotation, biological process: regulation of transcription by RNA polymerase II. Gene Ontology annotation, cellular component: nucleus. The record is from RefSeq and is a predicted model, not a curated record. NCBI's taxonomy places the organism in Eukaryota, Metazoa, Chordata, Actinopteri, Cypriniformes, Nemacheilidae. The coding region runs from base 39 to 1271 and encodes 410 amino acids. The transcript is spliced from 14 exons. Gene Ontology annotation, molecular function: DNA-binding transcription repressor activity, RNA polymerase II-specific; RNA polymerase II cis-regulatory region sequence-specific DNA binding.